Molecule: messenger RNA, 1578 nt
Organism: Spodoptera littoralis (African cotton leafworm)
Lineage: Eukaryota; Metazoa; Arthropoda; Insecta; Lepidoptera; Noctuidae
Source: the annotation of a GenBank genome assembly
AUGCAUCACCAUGAACAAACGCCAGGGAAUGCAUGUAAUGGGAGCGCACGCGAAGGCGGAUUGGUAUGGCGCGGGUGCUCAGCCGAGUGCGACGCAGAAGACGGCGCGGCGGGUGCGCUCACCGACGGCAACGCCAACCCAGGAGACAAGUUGGAGGGGUCGGACGCAGCUCCGGACGACCCUGUUCACCUCAAGAGACGGGUGGGACUCUUCAGUGGGGUGGCUCUAAUUGUUGGCACUAUGAUCGGUUCUGGAAUAUUCGUCUCGCCCUCUGGGCUUCUGGAGCGUACCGGCUCAGUGGGCAUUAGCUUCAUCAUUUGGAUGGCAUGUGGCCUGCUCUCGCUGCUUGGAGCGCUCGCAUAUGCGGAGUUGGGAACGAUGAACACGUCGUCAGGCGCUGAGUACGCCUACUUUAUGGACGCUUUCGGAGGACCUCCUGCGUUUCUAUUUUCAUGGGUAUCGACAUUAGUACUGAAGCCAUCUCAGAUGGCUAUAAUAUGUUUGAGUUUCGCAAAAUAUGCAGUGGAACCAUUCGUAUCAGAGUGUGAACCGCCAACCAGCCUGGUCAAACUUGUCGCGGUCAUUUCUAUUGUGAUGAUAUUAGCUGUAAAUUGCUACAGCGUCAAUUUAGCUACGAAUGUACAAAACAUCUUCACGGCAGCUAAGCUGGUGGCGAUUGCGAUCAUUGUGGGCGGUGGAGCUUACAAGUUAAUAUUAGGUAAUACGCGACAUUUACAGGAGCCCAACUUCGCAAGUAGCACCGCCACGCUGGGCAACAUUGCCACAGCGUUCUACACUGGCCUUUGGGCAUAUGACGGUUGGAAUAACCUGAACUAUGUCACUGAGGAAAUUAAGAAUCCAUCCAAGAACUUACCGUUGAGCAUAAUAAUCGGCAUUCCGCUGGUGACGCUCUGCUACGCCUUGGUGAACGUGUCGUACCUGGCUGUGAUGUCGGUGAGCGAGAUGGCGGACAGCGAGGCAGUGGCAGUCACCUUCGGGAACAGGCUGCUGGGUCCACUCGCCUGGCUCAUGCCACUCGCAGUCACCAUCUCAACAUUCGGAUCUGCCAACGGCACGCUGUUUGUCGCGGGAAGGUUGUGUUUCGCAGCAUCUAGGGAAGGUCAUUUGUUGGACAUCUUAUCGUACGUCCACGUGCGCCGUUUCACUCCAGCUCCAGGACUGAUUUUCCAUUCCUUGAUAGCAGUGGCAAUGGUGUUGUACGGAACGAUAGACUCGUUGAUUGACUUCUUCUCCUUCACCGCGUGGAUCUUCUACGGCGGCGCAAUGCUCGCAUUGAUCGUUAUGAGGCGUACGAAGCCGCAUGCACCCAGACCAUAUAAGGUGCCGAUUAUAAUCCCGUACGUCGUAUUGCUGGUGUCGACCUACCUGGUGGUAGCACCAAUUGUUGACAAGCCCCAAUGGGAGUACCUAUACGCCACCGCCUUCAUAUUCGGUGGCCUCUUGGUCUACGUGCCUUUCGUCAAGUGGGGCUACUCUCUACCGUUCAUGGAUAAAAUAACCGUUUUCUUGCAAAUGGUGCUGGAGGUAGUGCCAACGUCAACAACGUUCGAAUAUUAG